AUGGUCGUCUCCAAGCUGCUGAGGGCAGUAGACUCGGUCCUGGCCGAUGCUGGGAUUGUAAAUCAUUUAGAUCCGCAUUCGUUGGUAUUAGAUGGCCCUAGAGAGAUCAAUGAAGUCUUGGUCCGGCAUUGGGGUGGUGAUAUCUUGGAUGAAAUGGCAAUUAUCACAAAGAGCAUUAUCCGUGGCUUUUAUGGGAAACCACCAGAGUAUUCAUAUUUCAAUAGCUGCGCUCAAGGGGGUCGCCAAGGCUUCGAGUUGGCCAAAAAUUAUCCUACUGGUAUCGCAGCCUCAGCGCCAGCAAUUCACUGGGCUCAGUGGGCUCCCGCUAUGCAUUGGCCGCAGAUUCUAACGAAUAUCACGGGCGAGUAUCCGCAUGGCCGUGAGCUAGAUCUCCUUACCACCCUCGCGGUACAGGAAUGCGACGGUCGCGACGGAGUAGUAGACGACAUUAUAUUAAACCCUAAAGCAUGCGCAUUCGAUCCUUUCCUGUAUAUCGGGAGAAAUUUCACCUGCCUGUCGGAGCAUGAAUCUAUGAAGCUGAGCAGAGCUGCUGCAGUCAUUGCAAAUGCUAGUUGGGCCGGUCCAACUGACUCUCAUGGGAACUUCAUUUGGUACGGGCUCAACCACGGCACCGACCUCAGUGGCAGUGUAACUGGCACCGGCAUUGCAGCCAAAAUUCAACUGUUUGUUAAAAAGGAUCCGAAUUACGACUACGCUGCUAUACCCCAACAGGACUACGAGGAAAUAAUGCGCAAGUCGGGAUCUGAAUACGAUCCUAUUGUUGCAAGUAGCAAUCCAGAUCUUACUAAGUUCUAUAAAGCUGGCAAGAAAAUAAUGACAUAUCAUGGACUGUUUAUACAGUAUGACCAAGUCAUACCGAUACAGGCCACCGAGCGGUACUGUGACAAUAUAAAGGAAUUUAUGCUUGAAGCCCAAGAGUUCUAUCGUUUUUACGAGGUACCUGGGCUUCCUCAUUACUUUGGCAACGGACAGCCGGCGACUGUCUUCGAUGUUCUAUGAGCAUGGGUGGAGAAUGGAACGGUACCUGGUUCCUUGCACACGGUUCUAAAGGAUGCCUAUGGGAUAAAGAGGGAUCAGAUCUUGUGUCCUUAUCCCCAGAGAGCUGUCUAUGAAGAAGAGUGUGGGAACCCAACAAAUGCCUCUUUCUUCACCUGCGCUGUUGUUUAGGUGGAAAAGUUAUUUCCCACAGGGCAUGGAGUAGAUUUGCCCGGGGUGGCCGAAAUACAUAUAAGAUAAUACUGAAAAUCGUAGUUCAUAAUGUAGUAUAUCUUCCUAGGUAUAUAAAUUGCUGUGUAAAAUACUAAUC
Daldinia loculata is the source of this 1327-nucleotide messenger RNA. RefSeq names its product Tannase/feruloyl esterase. The record is from RefSeq and is a predicted model, not a curated record. Bases 1 to 1020 code for a protein of 339 amino acids. Lineage: Eukaryota; Fungi; Ascomycota; Sordariomycetes; Xylariales; Hypoxylaceae. The transcript is spliced from 5 exons.